UUCUGCGUCAAGGAAGAUUACAGCUAAUAGGAUUUGCUUCUUGGAGGCUGUUGGCAUGUUUGGUGCAAACCCUGCACAGUGCUUUCUUAAAGGAGAAUAUGGACCCUAUUUGUCAUAUUUUUCUUCUUCUUCUGGCCUUCCACAAGAUAAAUCCAUCUGUUUCAUCUUGUGUCACAGGAUGCUCUUGUUCUCAAGACAACUUUGGAAGGAGUUUGCUCUGCAUGUCUGCACUGCUGAGACAGAUCCCAGCAAACAUCCCUCAGGACAUCCGGAAAAUUAGAAUAGAAAAUUCUCACCUAACAGAAUUGCCUCGUGGGUCUUUUGAGAACGUUAGUGCCUUGGAGUAUCUCUGGCUCAAUUUUAACAACAUCACGGUGAUGCACAUCAAGAGUCUGGAAUAUCUGCCAGCUCUGAAGGAGUUGCGCUUGCAAGGGAACAAAUUAAGUUCAGUGCCAUGGACAGCAUUUCAAGACACCCCGGCUCUGAAAAUCCUGGAUCUGAAGCACAACCGGCUGGAUGUCCUUCCAGAACACGCACUCCGCUAUCUGCCCAACCUGACCUAUUUAGAUCUAUCCUCAAAUCAGCUUACUGUCAUAUCCAGGGAUGUCUUCUACAACUGGCCCGUCUACCAGAGAAGCCAGAGGGCGGAGGGGCAGAUAGAAGCCAUUUCCAAUGCCGUCCUGGCCCUUCAUGACAACCCCUGGAUUUGUGACUGUCGCCUGCGGGGAUUUGUCCAGUUUAUCAAGUCGGUUGGCCCACCUAUUAUUCUGAUGAAUUCCUAUUUAACUUGCUCAAGCCCAAAAUUCAGGGCAGGGAAGUUUUUUCAUGAAGUGGAGCUCAACAGCUGCAUGAAGCCCCUGACCUCAGCCCUUGACACCAACCUGACAGUCCCGGUGGGGCUGAACGUCACUCUGACCUGCUUUGUGCAAGCCAGCCCUUCCCCGGCUGUCUGGUGGACCUAUGCGCUCAAACUUUUAAGGGCAUUUAAUGUGUCCACCGAGCCCAUCAGCGAGGAGACCAUCCGCUCAGAGCUGCUGAUCCCGGCCGCACGGCCGGCGGACGCCGGCAACUACACCUGCACGGCGGCCAACUUCUUGGGCAACGCCUCGGUGGCCAUCACCCUCCGUGUGGGGUCCCCGUGGGCGUCCACCACGCCCCCGGGCUGGGCCCCCAUCGCCCCUGCUGAGCCGGGCGCCCACGUAGAAGUGCGCAUCGCCAAGCAGACCGUCUACGGCAUCACCCUGGAGUGGUUUGCAGCGGCAGCGGCAGCGGCGGACCCGGGGGAGACCUGGUACACCCUCCUGGUGGGCCGCUACGAUGCCGCCCAGAAGGAUGCGAUCUACAUCGGUCCCGGCGUCAACACCUACUCGGUGACCGACCUGCUGCCCGCCACCAAGUACGAGGUCUGCGUGGCCGUGCGCAACCAGGCGCCCCGCAAGGGCCAGUGCGUCGUCUUCGUCACGGGCAGCGACGUCAGCCAGCUGGAGCAGCGCGAGAAGCUCAUCCACAUCGUGGUCAUCGUCUGCGCCAUGGUGCUGGCCGUGCCCGCCGGCAUGUACGCCUGCACUGCCGAGGCCCGCCCCGGCUGCCUGGCCCGCUGCCCCGGCGCCUGCCCCCGGCGCCGCCACGGGGGCCCGGCGCAGGCCGCCGGCAGCAAGGAGAGCACGCUGGACAGCCUGCCCGCCGGCAGCGAGGACGGGCUUUGCCGCCCCGAGGGCGGCCGCGGCGCCCGGCGGCCCCCGGCCCGCGAGGAGCCCGGCAAGACCCGGCCGCCCCACAGGAACAGCGCCGACCUCUACUAGCCCGGCCCCCUGCCCGCCCUGCGAACGCGGCCGCGGCGGCACCUUUGCAGACGACCUCGAGCCACAGCACACGCUGGUCUUCUUGGGCGACCACGCGAGGAAGGCUCUGUGCUGCGAGGACUUGGCGCGCGACUGGGAUUCACAGCAGGCUCGGGGAGCCCCGGGAAUGGGGGUACCCAGGGUGUGUGGCUGUGCCCCAGCAGCUCCGGGCUGCCGCCGAGCAACGCACGCGGACACGCAAGAAAACAAGCGUUGACAAAAAACCCACCCCAAAACCAAUAGCAAUGCGCGUGGCAAAAGGCCAAAGGUCUCCCCUUGCUCACUUGCACGGGCGAGUCUUUCUGUCUUUUUCCCGGCCGGGGGGGGGGCGGGAGGGCUGUUGGCAGCUCUGCCCUGGGCUGGUGCCUCACCGAAACAGGACGGGGGAGCCAGGGCAGGGCUGUGCUCGUAACCAGCAACAGAAAGUAGGGAAGGAUUGGGUCAACGAGAUGGAGCUCUUGUGUUCCACUUGGAGAAAGACUUUUUUUUUUGAUCAGGGGUGUUGGGUGUUGGUUUUGGGAGGGCGGGUUUUUUUGUUUGGUUGGUUUGGUUUGCUUUGUUUUGUUAUUUUUUUUCCUUACCCCUCCUUAAGGUUUACACAGCCCUAAGAGGUUUACAGCUUCUGUUGUACCACAACCAGAAAAACUGCAAGGGCUUACUGAAUACCAGCAUAAGAUAGCCGCAGCACAGGGUUUGGGUUUUUUUUGAGUUGUUUUCGGUUUUUGGUUUUUUGCACUAGGGAGAAGGGGAGGGCCUUUUACUUGUGUCCAAACAUAUCUUAGAGGUCCAUUUUAGCACGCACGCACACACAGACACAUACAUACCUAGCCUCUUGCUACACAAGUGGUGUGUUAAUAUAUUCUUUUUAAAGUUAAGAACAAGAGCUGGUGAAAAAAAUGAACAGUUUGUGUUUUGCAGGCAAACACUCAACUGCUGUUUCCUCUUCCACCUUCCCCACCACUUGUCUCCUUUUCCCCAGGACGGCACUGUGGCUGCGGGCUGAUGCGGUGGGUGACAGGGACGCUCACCCUGAGCCCGGCUGGCGGGACAAGUGGCCGGUGGCAGAGAGGGUGGUGGAGCCAGGGUUUGGGAGCCGAAGGUGUGAACCGGGCACCUUCCCCAAAUGCAGAUGGGCCGCCUGCCCAUCCUGCUGCUUUGAAACCAAAGCUUGCCUCCUUUCUAGAGGCAACGUACCCCAAAUAUGCAUGUAAAAGGAACCGUUCCCUGCUUGUGGAGCAGCUCACGCUGCGUUUCUCGGGGGUCUGAGGACAUGUGACUUAUUUUUUUCUUUUUUGGCCUCGUGCUUUCCAGCACAACCAAAGCACGUGGCCAAUAGACCCGCAGCCCUUGUCAUAUGUGUUGUUAUAGACCGCCUCAAAAAGUAAAAAACUAGAGUAGAAACCUCAGCUGUAAGCAGAGAUAAAGUUUAAUGUGAGCUUCACUAUGUGGUAGUUUGGCUUUCUAGUUGUAUUUUGGUUUUUGUGGUGUGUUUUCCACGCUGCCUCUCCUCGAGCCCCACAUUUCCUCCCCCAGCACCUCCUUCUGCUGUAACUUACUGCACAGCUUUUGAACAGAGACCUGUUUGGUCAACGCUGACUCUCAGUGUUAGACUUCAAGGGACUUCCUAGUCUUGUCAGUCGUUUAGUGUCAAAGUAAUAAACACGAUGGAUUUUCAGAA
Molecule: messenger RNA, 3519 nt
Organism: Aquila chrysaetos chrysaetos
Lineage: Eukaryota; Metazoa; Chordata; Aves; Accipitriformes; Accipitridae
Gene: LRIT2
Product: leucine rich repeat, Ig-like and transmembrane domains 2
Exons: 3
Coding region: 99-1802 (567 amino acids)
Molecular function (GO): protein binding
Source: RefSeq, a predicted model, not a curated record